Molecule: messenger RNA, 760 nt
Organism: Myzus persicae (green peach aphid)
Lineage: Eukaryota; Metazoa; Arthropoda; Insecta; Hemiptera; Aphididae
Gene: Chchd2
Product: coiled-coil-helix-coiled-coil-helix domain-containing protein 2
Exons: 4
Coding region: 227-664 (145 amino acids)
Biological process (GO): mitochondrion organization
Cellular component (GO): nucleus; mitochondrion
Source: RefSeq, a predicted model, not a curated record
CACCAACAUACACAAUCGCGUCAUAAGCUUUUUUAUAGUUUAAUUUUUACAUAACCAAAAUACUAAUACCACCUAUCGUCAUUCUCAUUGCUCAGUACGAUUCCGCAUUAUAGUGUUGCACCGAAUCACGCCAUUACGCUAAUUUCUUCAGAUUUCUCCAAUCCAGUCAUAAAGACUUUUUCCAUUUGUGAAAUUUGUUUUAUUUUCGUGUAAACCAAACGACUAAAUGGCCAGACGUGGACGUUCUCCGUCACCUGCACCCAGAAGGUCAGCAGUCCCUGCUAGAACACAACAGCGUGCACCAGCACCACAAGCCCAACCAACACAAGUAGCACAAGCACCACAAGCUCAACCACAACAGCCUGGAUUAUUUGCCCAAAUGGCUGCCACUGCUGGAGGUGUUGCUGUUGGAUCUGCCAUUGGCCACACUGUUGGUCAUGCAGUCACUGGAAUGUUCGGGGGUGGUGGUUCCCGAGAUGAGGUACAGCCUCAAGUUCAACAAGCUCCUCUAAUGCCAAUGGAGCAGAGUAGCCAGCAAGGUGGAGCUUGUGCUUUUGAAGUCAAACAGUUUUUGCAAUGUGCACAGAACAAUGAUGAUAUCUCUUUGUGUUCUGGAUUUAAUGAGGCUAUUCGCCAAUGCAAGGAAGCUAACCGUUUAAUGUAAUUAAGAUAACUGAUAAAUGAAAAUUGAGAAAGUAGUUGCAAAAUUAUUAUAAACAAUGUAUUUUUAAUGUUAAAAUAUAGAAUCACUACCUUACAA